Messenger RNA from Diversispora eburnea, 1611 nucleotides. The record is from the annotation of a GenBank genome assembly. Lineage: Eukaryota; Fungi; Glomeromycota; Glomeromycetes; Diversisporales; Diversisporaceae.
AUGAAAGUGAUGGAAUUCUUUCCACCUUACGAAGAACAAGGUCAAUUUGUUGAUUUGAUCACCUUACCAAAGAGUUCGGAUUUUUUGGCAAGAUUACAGAAAUUCACAUUUUCAUUUACAUCUCAAUUAUCAAAAAGAAUUCAAGAUAUCGAAAUUUUGGAUGUAUUAGAUAAUGAAGGAUUAGUAGCAUUAAUUAAUGCUCAAACUAAUUUAUAUGAUAUUAAGUUAAUUGAAGGAACUAGUGAAAUUCCCAAAGUAAUUUUGGCAUUAUCCAAAAAAUCUGAUACCUUACGUAAAGUUUAUAUCACGGGAUAUUCCGCCACCACUUCGGUGGAUUCAUUCUUUCAACAACCACCGAAUUUUGAAAAUUUAGAAGAAUUAUCUUUAAUUCAAUUUUCCACUCGUAAUAAACCUUUAUAUCAUUAUCCGGAUUUUUUAGUUCAUCGAACUAGACUUGUUCAAUUUUUACAACAAACAGCUCAACAAGCUCAACAACGUUAUCAACAAUUACAGCAACAACAACAAAAUUUACAACAACAAAUACAACAACAUCAAAUUGCUUUACAACAACAACAAGUUUAUUUACAACAAACAAUGCGUAUUCAAAGUCAUAAUCCACGAGCAAGUACUCAACUUCAAACAGCUCUACAACAAUUACAACAAACGAAUCAACAACAAUUACAACAAACAAGUCAACAACUGUUAACUCAACAACAACAAUUAAAUCAACAACUGCAACAAUUACAACAACUAAUAAAUCAACAACAAACAACUAAUCAACAACAAACAAUACAAACAACGCAAACUGUUCAAACUACUCAACCAAUUAAUCAACAACAACAACAAUCAACGCAAACAAUUACAUACCGCACAAAAUCAAGCGAUGAGACAUGCAAUUUUAGCACAAAUCACCGCACAUCGAACUCAACCAUUUCAUUUAAUGCCACAAAUACUUCGACAACAUCAUCACGCAGCAUUAUUACAUUCACGACUAACGAAAGACAAUUAUUUUAUCAAAAUCUUCAAGAUUACAAUCAACAAUUAUCAUCAUUAAAUCCAAAUUUAAAUGAUUUAAAUUAUUCAAAUUUACGUAAACUUGAAAUUGAAUUAUACAAUGGACAAUACAUUCAACAAUAUAUUUCAUUAAUCUUAAAUGUUAAUGGUAACUUAAUGGAAGAACUCGUCAUCAAAUUAUUUAAUACCUAUGAUUCAGAUAAUUAUCCAAUCCUAUUUACCACGAUCAUUGAGAAUUGUCCAAAACUUAAAAGAAUUGAUUUGAUAGUAUCCAAUGAUUCAAUAUUACAAAUCCCUCAAUUAUUUUCAAAUUGCAUGAAACUUGAAAGUGUGAAUUUGGAUACGGUGAAAAUAGAACCUUGGGAUAUUAGUGAAAUCUUAUAUAACCUUGGAGACAUCGUACCAAUGAAAUUGAAAAAUUUAAGUCUUGGAGAAUUCUCAUGGAAAUAUUCGGAUGACGCAUUAUAUUAUUUCUUUAAUUGUUGUGAUGAGAGGUUAGAAUUUAAACCAUUACAAUUUGGGGUUGGACAUUUGUUGGAAGAUCGAGUGCUCAAAGUAUUUUAUGAAUUUAUAUCAAAUGGCGUUAUUGAAGUUUAA